AUGGGUUUCCUCAGCCACCGUCGGCGCAAUGUCGAGGUCUUGCCCGAACAGAAGUGGGAUUUCAUUAGCCUCAAUGACUUCAAGCACACUUCGAUGGGUCAACCCUUCGCCUAUGCCUUCCUCUGGUUCAGUUUGAUCCUGUCAGUUGUUGUCUACGCCGUCGAUAUCUUUACCGCCUACCAGUUGCUGGCCCUCAACAAGUUCACAUCACAGAUCGAGCCGGAUGAGAUACCCUUUGAUAUCGCAAAGUGGAUUUUCAGCAUCUGUAUCAUUCUCUCGGUUGUGAACCUUGCCUAUGAGUAUUGGCGUGCCAUUACCAUCAUGCGACGUGGUAGUGUGGCCGAGUGCUUCCUCGACAGCCUGGCAGCUCGCCUCGAGUCCAUGCGGCUAGGAAGUGGGCAGGGUUGGAAGCGCUUCCUCGUCUUCGCGGAGCUGACCAGAAGUAAGAAAGGCAUCGAGUACAUUGCACUCUUUACUUUCUUCAGCUUCCAAUCCUGGAUCCGCGUGCUCUUCUGCGCCGGCCCGCGUCAGGUUAUCAAUGGAUUUACCAUCUAUUCGUUUUACAACAAGAAGCUUCAGAUCGACUCCUCCAGUUUCGAGGCGGGCCUUUCGAGUUUCUUUGAUAAGAUCAGGGCUCUUGCGACCCAGGAACCUCGGCAAGCCGUUACUUUGUGUGGCAUGCUUUUUACUCUGAUCGUGUGGCUCUUCUCCUUCUUAUCGCUGCUCCUGGCCGCCUUCUUUUUUGUCUUCUUCCUAUGGCACUUUAUCCCCCGCGAAGAUGGCGGCUUGACUGGGUUCUGUGAGAGGAAGGUCAACAAGCGUCUCAAGCAAAUCGUCGCCAAGAAGAUCAACACUGCAAUGGCCGAAGAAGAGCGCAAACGCCGCAAGGAAGCUCUUAAGGCAGCAAAGAAGAAGGGCGAGGACAGGCCAGUUACCAUGAAGCCUUCAUUGCCUGUGCUUAAGGACGAUGAUCUUCCCUCGAUGCCAUCCAUUUCGCGAACUGAGACUUUCGCUUCAUUCUCCGAGAAGGCGUCUCGUCCGACGACCCCUGGCAACUUUGAGAUGAGCCCGAUCACUCAAAGACCACCGAUGCCAUCGCGAACCGCGACGACCGCAACUGCUGGGUCUUCUUCGACUUACUCUUCUCAGGCGCCACUCCUCAGCAAUGCUGCUGAGAUGGGCACAAGCCGUCCGCCAGGCCGCACCGAAUCCCCUGCUCCGUCGAUGCCAUCUGUUGCUGCCAGCAGAUACCCUCCGUCUCGGGUUCCAACCAAUGCAUCCAACUAUCCGCCGUCUCGUGCUGCAACUCCUGCAUCUAACGGACAGUCCCGGUCCAACCCCCAACCCCAACGGAUGAUGUCGAAUGCCUCGUCCAUGGUUCCACGAUAUACGGAAAGUCCUGCGCCAUACUCCAAUGAACCGAUACCGUCUCGUCCGCCACCUGCUUUGUCAUCUGCUGGUCCUUUAGGUCAGUAUAGGGGGCCAGUGGGGCCGAAUCCGAGAUGGGGACCAAACAACUCUGGUAGGCGACCAGCCAUGGAUCAGUACCAAGGCUCGAACCAGCCCGGACGCAGACCAACAAUGGAUCAGUAUCAAGGACCAGUCCAAGACGGCAGCAGGCCAACAAUGGAUCAAUAUCGGGGCCCUAGCCAAUACGGGAGGAGGCCGACAAUGGACCAGUUCCAGAACCACGACCCGUAUGGCCAGAGACCAACGAUGGAUGAAUACCAGAAUUCCACUUGGGAUGAAGGCAGGCCGACUAUGGAUGGCUAUGGAUUCUUAGACCCACCAAUGUCUCCUCUUGGUGACAGGCAGCCAACCCUGCCAAAUUUGGAGGGUGGGCCUUUCAGCCAGACGUCACACAACCAAUGGCCCAGCGCAGUUGACAGGGAGCCCAAGCUGCCGAAUCUCGAGGAACUUUCACGGCCAGGAACAGCAUGGGACCAAGAACUUACUUCUCAGAGCAGUAGACCUACCUUUGAUAACUAUUCCAACGCGCGCGCUAGUCCCGCACCGUCACGAUUCAUGCCUCAGGAUAACAACAAGUCGCCUUUUGAGACUUCUGAUGAUAGUCGGGCUAGUCCGGCGUCAUCAAACCUCAAUGCCCAAGCCCAAGGUAAUGACCGCACAGCUUCUGAUGAUUACACCACCGGCCGGUCCAGUCCGGCACCAUCAACCUUCAAUCCCCAAGAUAAUAGUCGAUCUCCUUUAAACACCAACACUAAUGGACGGGCCAGUCCCGCCCCCUCAUAUUUCAACCCCCAAGCGCAAAGUCUUGAUAGCAGCAGGCGACCUUUUGAUGCCUCAGGCGGCCGUGCCAGCCCCGUGCCGUCGAUGUCAAGUUCACGCUACACGCGCGAUGGUCUUCGUUCGCUGCCUUCGAGGCGUGGCUCCGACGAAGAUCGCUUCCGGCCGAUGCUGCGAAGUAACACAGCUCUUCCAUCUCCUAGCUCGGAACCCCGGUUUGCGCCACCAGCCAGAUCCUUGACGGCGCCGGUGUCGCCAACCUCAACACAGCAGUCUCAACUGUUGCACCAUCGGCAACAGUCGAGUGACAGUGGCAGUUCGCUGAUGGGCGCGGUGCUCGCGGCUGCAGACGGGGCUUUGCGCAAAGAAUCGUCAUCGAAUUCUGGCCAGAAUCAAACUCAGAACCAAAACCAAAAUCCACAUGCAAUGACAGCGAGCAACAGCAACAUUGACAAUAUCCCCAGCAGUAGCAGGGGGGGCUCGCGGGCGGGAGGGGCGGGCAGUGGGACUUGGGAUGGGAAUGACAGGAACGGGAAUGGAAAUGGGUGGGACCAGGACUUGGAGAGGGGCCCUCGCUACUACUAG
Molecule: messenger RNA, 2832 nt
Organism: Thermochaetoides thermophila DSM 1495
Lineage: Eukaryota; Fungi; Ascomycota; Sordariomycetes; Sordariales; Chaetomiaceae
Exons: 3
Coding region: 1-2832 (943 amino acids)
Biological process (GO): potassium ion transmembrane transport
Cellular component (GO): plasma membrane
Molecular function (GO): potassium ion transmembrane transporter activity
Source: RefSeq, a predicted model, not a curated record